AUGUGUAUCAACUUUGAAACGGGAAGCAUGCUGGGCCAAUGGAGUGGCAGAGAUUUGCCUCCAUCAGUCAAGUCCACGAGUAACCGUCUGCUAAUAGCCAUGAGGACAGAUGGUUCAGUUGCACAAAAGGGGUUUGCAGCAAACUAUGAUACAACAUGUCGAGAGAGUGGUAAGCCCAGUCCAGUGAUCAUUUGUUUGUACUCAGCCUUUAGUAUUUUCGCUUGA
Molecule: messenger RNA, 225 nt
Organism: Opisthorchis viverrini
Lineage: Eukaryota; Metazoa; Platyhelminthes; Trematoda; Opisthorchiida; Opisthorchiidae
Exons: 2
Coding region: 1-225 (74 amino acids)
Source: RefSeq, a predicted model, not a curated record